Molecule: messenger RNA, 615 nt
Organism: Hypanus sabinus (Atlantic stingray)
Lineage: Eukaryota; Metazoa; Chordata; Chondrichthyes; Myliobatiformes; Dasyatidae
Exons: 5
Coding region: 10-615 (201 amino acids)
Source: RefSeq, a predicted model, not a curated record
CCUCACAGGAUGGACGGCAGCGAGACUUACAUGAACGUGAAGUUCACAAGCACGUACCCAGGGUCACCUUCUCGAGACGGUCUGACCUCCACAUACUCACAGCUGAACAUUGGGAAAGGCGAACCAAUCAUCGAUGAGGAUGAGGAUUCUCCCGUAGCCUCGGGACUCGGCGAUCUGCCAGUCACUGCACAGACAGACGGUUUCAGCGCCACCUACUCAGUGCUGAGGCUUCGGAAAGAAGAACGUCUCAUCGUUGAGAAUGAAUAUCCUCCCAUCGCCUCGGGACCCACCGAAAUAACAGUGACUACACACGCAGACGGGCUGAACUCCACCUACUCAUUUCUGAAACUUCCGGAAGACGAAUAUCUCGUGGAAGAGUAUGAAGAUCCUCCCAUUGCCUCGGGACCCGCCGGAAUGUCAAUGACUGCACAGGCAGGUCCGCAUAAACAUCAGCCGAAGGAGAACAUCGGAAAUAGACCGGAUCGUAAGAUCUGCCUGCUCUGCCUAGUUACGUUCGUUCUCUUCGCGACAGUGGUCGGGCUCUCGAUCCAUGGUGAGUCGAACGGACUCCGGUUGGAGUCAGACCGUAAGCUGGGAGUGUGGAAUAAAACAUGA